AAUAAAUGACAAAUAAAAAAAAUGUAGAGCUGUGUAGUUGUGUAAUUUUAAAUAAAAUAAUUUACUUAGUUUCUCCAAAUUAUCAAUGUAUCCAACCACGCGCCAAAUAUUAAACAGAGUUCGUUAAAUUAAUAUGGUUCCGAGAAUCUUUCGUGAAGGGAUCUGCAGUCCUAGCAAGUUCCGCAGGCUGCACAAUAAACUGGUGACGCGGGGGUUUUGCAAGACCGAAUGGACGAAACCGAAGCACGUGCACAAACCGUACACCGAGCACCGCAGCGAUCUGCCGUUGGUCGUCCAAAACACCCCGGGACAUAAAUCAGUUCGGUACGUCGAGCUGUGGAAAGCGUGGUUUACCAUAGAAUAUGAAAUCUUCAAUGCUUUCGCGAAAAAUGGGAAUUUUACAACGUGCUGCUUGUGUUACCAUAACAAAAACGACCGCACUAAAACCGAUAAAAAUAUAGAGAAGAAUCUGAAUGAUGAAGUCACAAAUAGACGACACCUAGAUGCGAUACUACGGGCAUAUUCUGAAUUGCAAGCGUUCACUUCACCGACGGUCAAGAAAUCUGGCUUUGCAAUGAUAGAAGAAACAUGUCCGGGAGAAACAUUCUCAGCCAAAGCUACGCUAAAUGCAACAACAAGGAAUUUAGAAGAAGAAAAGCUCACGCAGAAAUUAGAAACCAUUGAAGAAGUGCCGCUAGUCGAGGCUGAUCCCGAUGUCAUUAAACCGCCACAAACCUCAGGGCCGGCUGUAAUGAACAUGUCUAGUUCCGACUGUGAAGAGUUUGGCAAGCAUUCAGACUUUCAGAUUGGAGACGACCCUGAGAGCGAACCUUUAAUGCAUUGCCAAGAGGAACAACCGGCGACUCCAAACAUAAUUCGUAGUUAUUUCGAAAAAGAAGAUUGCAAUAAGCCUAACAUAAAUGAUCUUAUCACGCUAAACGCCGUGCCAGAUGUCAACGAGGAUGAGGAACUGUCUCUUAUGGAUUUAAUGAAACGCGUUCGCGAGAGAAAUCGGCUGCUCCGCUGUCGCGAUAUAGAGUGUCAACUGAAUGCCUCCACGACGGAUGAUAGUGUUAUGGCUGGGAGGACCGGUUUCCCUCAGCGUGACAACAAUCCAUCGCCACAUUCGCCACCUACAUGGGCCUGGCCGCAUCCCCAACCCCAUAAUAAUCCACACGAGUACAGCCAUCCAUUUCCAAUGUACCCUCAUGUUGCGAACCCGCAUCCUCGCAAGGCAGAGCCCAUAACCCCUGACAACCGCCCAGGCUAUAACAAAGCGACUAAAGUGAAUCCUGUGACCCUGGCCCUAUAUCUUGGUCCUUUGGUGACUGCUUUGAGAAACGCCUGUAUCUUAUUUCCUGUCCUGGCAGCGAGCCUCAUCCCUUUUAAGAAUUUAGAGACUGAUGGUAACAAAAAACCGGGUGUUGAUACCGUUUGCGUGCUGCGUUCUAGCUGUGAGAAAGAUUCGGAAGAGGAUUAG
Molecule: messenger RNA, 1480 nt
Organism: Cydia amplana
Lineage: Eukaryota; Metazoa; Arthropoda; Insecta; Lepidoptera; Tortricidae
Exons: 3
Coding region: 134-1480 (448 amino acids)
Source: RefSeq, a predicted model, not a curated record